CUUGGUUUGAGUUUGGCUGCCUUGCUCGAGUAUUUCAUUGACCCACUUGCUCCUUCCACUCGUUUCUGUCUAUCCUCUCCCCUGCGGCAGCGAUGUCUAGCACCUCACAGCAGGUGGCGACUUCGGCUUCCACGGCUACCUUCGUCACUGCGUUGGUAUUCAACGCGGCAGUCUUUGGAGCUGAGAUCGUUAUCUUUACGCUGCUACGUCCAUAUUUCAAACAAAUAUACGAGCCCCGCACAAUUCACCCGAUCGAAAACCAACGCGUCAAACCUUUCAAUGGUGGUUUAUUCUCUUGGCCUAUCGCCCUCUUCAAAUCCGACUAUCGUGAUGUCGAACGCGUUAAUGGACCAGAUGCUUAUCUUUUUGUACGAUUCCUCCGGAUGAUGGUCCGCAUCCUUUUGCCUAUAUGGAUCAUAUCUUGGGCUGUACUCCUACCUCUCACCUCAGCCAACAACUCUGUUGCUGGGAAAACUGGUCUUGAUCUGUUCACGUUUGGUAAUGUAUCUCCAUCCAAUCAACCACGGUACGCUGGACACUUGGUUUGUGCCUACCUGUUUACUUUUUGGAUCUAUUGGAAUAUCAAGCGCGAAAUGCGCCACUUUGUGACUGUUCGCCAACUCCAUCUCGUCGACCCCAAGCAUUCUCGUUCCUCGCAGGCCAAUACGGUUUUGGUCACCGGCAUCCCAGCUAAGUUUCUCUCAGAGAAGGCUCUAGAGCAGUUAUACUCCCACCUUCCAGGUGGGGUGAAGAAGGUUUGGCUAAACCGAAACUUAAAAGAUCUACCUGCUGUCUAUGACCGUCGCCUGUCGGCAUGCAAAAAGCUGGAAUCUGCAGAAACAAACUUGAUUCGCACUGCCAUCAAGAUCCGUAAUAAGAAGUUGAAGGGGGGAGAGAAAGUCGACGAAGCCUAUAACAUCAAUCCGGACCAGGCUGAACGUGAUGUUGCCCUGGCGGAAAGGCUCGUUCCAAAAGCAAAGCGUCCCACCCAUCGCCUCCCUCCUCGUUUUCUUCCAUUCUCCCUUCCCUUUAUUGGCGAAAAGGUCGACACCAUAGAGUGGGCUCGCAACGAGAUCGUCAUUUGCACUACUCAACUCCGCGAAGCUCGUCAGGUUCUCGUAGAACAAUCGAACCUGCCUGCACCGGAUGACGUUGACGGAGAUGGCAGGAUCACCCGUGAAGAUUUACCUGUUCAAACGUACCCUCCUCUCAACUCGGCCUUUAUCACUUUCAAGAAACAGAUUGCCGCGCACAUGGCGUACCGCAUGCUGACACAUCACGACCCUUACCGUAUGGCCGAUCGUUACCUCGAAGUCUCUCCGGUGGACAUCAUCUGGGGUAACCUUGCAAUGAAUCCAUAUGAGAAACGUGUUCGAAUGGCGAUCAGUUACGCAGCUACUGCUGCCUUGAUCAUAUUCUGGGCGAUUCCCGUUGCCUUCGUUGGUAUCAUCUCUAACAUCCACGGGCUCUGUGUUCGUGCUAGCUGGCUUGCAUGGCUGUGUACGAUUCCUUCGCCAGUUAUCGGGAUAAUUCAGGGUAUCUUGCCCCCGGUGUUGCUCGCCGUCCUAAACAUGCUACUCCCCAUAGUUCUCCGCAUGCUAGGGAGCUUCCAGGGUAUCCCAACGCGUACUGGCCUGGAACUGAGCUUGAUGACACGGUUUUUCAUUUUCCAAGUUAUUCACUCAUUCCUAAUUGUAACCUUGAGUUCCGGUAUUAUUGCUGCACUCCCGUCGCUUUUGCAGAACCCGAGUUCUGUGGCAACUUUGUUGGCGGCGAAUCUUCCUCAGGCGUCCACCUUCUUCCUCACGUUUAUUGUCCUACAGGGACUUUCCGGGGUGGCAGGCAGUUUUCUGGCUGUUGUCCAACUCGUGUUGUACUAUGUCAAGCUGUUCAUUCUGGGAAGUACCCCCCGUUCCAUAUACGACAUCAAGUUCGGGCCGAGGAGUGUUGCGUGGGGCACGUUGUUCCCUUCGAUUACAUUGCUGACCGUCAUUACUUUCGCUUACUCUGUCAUCUCCCCGAUCAUCAACGGAUUUUCCGUAGUCACCUUCUUCCUCUUCUACCUCCUCUACAAAUACUUGUUCCUGUAUCAAUACACUCAACCUCCCCAACUGGAUACGGGUGGACUCUUCUUCCCCCGAGCGAUCCAACACGUAUUUGUGGGCUUGUAUGUACAGCAGAUCUGCCUUUGUGCGCUGUUCUUCCUAGCACAGGAUUCGUCUGGGAAGCAAUCCGCUAUUCCGGAGGGAGUAAUCAUGGUGGUUCUCAUCGCGUUGACAGCUGGCUACCACAUUAUUAUCAACGAAUCUUACGAGCCACUUAUCAGCGCUCUGCCACUUAGCAUCGCCGAUAAGACAGCCACCGAUCUUGAGGAACCCGCCCCCAGCGAUGCACGCGCGUCCACCUCCGCGGAUGCUUCCAGUAGCAACAAGUGGAAGGCUACCAAGGGCGAUAACACCACUGACGACGAUAGGGAACGCGAAGAACAAGAGCUCGACGACUACUACUUCCAGAAAUUGUCGGAUGGUGCUCUUGAUUAUGGCUUUGCUCAUCCCGCAGUGUCUAGGCCCCAGCGUGCGGUGUGGAUCCCCGAUGAUUCAGAAGCGUGGGCUAGUGCUGCCAGUGAAGGCUCAGCAGAAGUGGAGGGAAGCGGACGCAAGAGGGGUCUCGGUCCUGCGGAAGUGGAAGCUAACUCCUCGCACGGUGUCUUGGCAACGACUGAGGGCACUCAGAUGGACGCCAAAGGACACUUGGAGGUCUCCGAGGCUCCGGUGGACAUGGAUAAAUUUUAAGGGUUGCAACGAGUAGGCGUUUACGACUGAAUUGUGUUCAUUGAUUUGUUGCAUAGUACUAAUUUUUCUUACAUAAGUUCACGAGUUCAUGAAAGUUGACUGUUUUUUCUUCUGGAUG
Messenger RNA from Pisolithus orientalis, 2910 nucleotides. RefSeq lists its product as uncharacterized. Lineage: Eukaryota; Fungi; Basidiomycota; Agaricomycetes; Boletales; Pisolithaceae. Gene Ontology annotation, cellular component: plasma membrane. Gene Ontology annotation, molecular function: calcium-activated cation channel activity. Bases 93 to 2792 code for a protein of 899 amino acids. The record is from RefSeq and is a predicted model, not a curated record. The transcript has 10 exons.